UCCCUGUUAGCUGGUAGUUUCUCCAACUGUCCUCCUGAUUUCUUCACAUGUCUCCUCAAAUUUUCUCGGAAAAUUGGAGAAAGCCGACGACAAUUCUCAUCUCUGCCUUGAGUUUCAUUGUCUUCCUCAUCCUUGACUUUCUUGACAACUUUCUCUGCAUCCUGUAUAGAUAUAUUGAUGAGCUCUUUGAAGGGCAGGCCUCCUCUUGUUACUGUGCAAGCAAGGAAGAGCAGGUGAGGAAUGUGGGUGGUCAUGGAGAAGGUGAGCUUUCAGAGACUCUAUAUCAGAGGAAAAAUGCUUUCAGGGAAAUGGGUUUUCUUGGAUUUGCCAAAAAAUCCAGGAAAAUUGGUGGUGGAGCAGUUGUCAAUAGGUGGUCUGAUUGUGGAUGUGAGUCUUGUCUUUCAUGGAUGAAUGAUUGUGAUCAGAAGCUUCACUUUGUUGUUAGGGAGCCCUCGCAAGCCAUCACUGAUCAGGAUUGCAGAGGAAAGCCAGUCGAGAAUGUGAUAUUCUUGCAUGGGUUUCUUUCUUCUUCCUCAUUUUGGACAGAAACAGUGUUUCCAAAUCUUUCUGAACGUGUGAACCAUAAUUAUAGGUUGUUUGGUGUCGACCUCUUGGGAAUUGGAAGAAGCCCAAAGCCCAGAGACUGUAUGUAUACUUUGAAGGAUCAUUUGGAAAUGAUUGAGAAGUCUGUGAUCGGUCCAUUUCAAUUGGAUUCUUGGGUAUAA
Molecule: messenger RNA, 725 nt
Organism: Prunus dulcis (almond)
Lineage: Eukaryota; Viridiplantae; Streptophyta; Magnoliopsida; Rosales; Rosaceae
Product: probable lysophospholipase BODYGUARD 4
Exons: 2
Coding region: 48-725 (225 amino acids)
Source: RefSeq, a predicted model, not a curated record